Molecule: messenger RNA, 831 nt
Organism: Cotesia congregata
Lineage: Eukaryota; Metazoa; Arthropoda; Insecta; Hymenoptera; Braconidae
Source: the annotation of a GenBank genome assembly
AUGUCUUCUUCUUCUUUGGGCAUUAUUAAUGAUGCCUGCACCAGCUUUGAUAACAACGGACAAGGCAAACUUUUGCCGAGAAAAAAAAAUGAUAAAUACAGUUCAACAUACGUACAACACAAUCGCUUAUCAAGAUAUACCACCGCACUUGCUAAUUGUGUACCUGUGAGGUUUAAAAAAAUUCCAGGAUCGCAAAUUCCUUUGGAUAAAAUUGGAUUGCUGUCAAGUGUUUCUUUCAGUUGGAUUAAUGAAUAUAUUAAAGUCGGGUAUAAAAAUGGAUUACGUGAUAAACCAUUGCCUAGUAUAUCAACACAAGAAUCAUGCCAAGUUAAUGGAUCCAGGAUAGACACAUUAUGGCACAACCAUGUAGUAGAGCGAGGACAAGCGGGCGCAUCAGUACCAAGAAUUGCAUGGCAUUUUGUAAAAACUCGAGUACUUGUCAGUUCAUUCAUAUACUUCUUAGGAAUGUUAAUAGCGCUCACCAGUCCGAUAAUUGUGUUGCAAAAAAUAAUAAGAGCAACCGAGGAUCGAGUGAACAUGACUAGUACACUAGACAAAAAUACAACCACAAGCAUAAACUCCACAAGCGCCAACAAUACUUUCAGAAACAUAUCUAAAAAUUUCAAACAUGAAAUAAUAAUGGACCAAGUGAUAAUUUUUAGUCAUAUUGGUAUAUUAAUAUCAGCUGAAAUUGUUUCUUAUUUUUUAAUUGCAUGGAGCGCUUCAUUAAAUCUUAGAACAGCAACGCGGCUAAGAUCUGCUUGUUUGACUUUAGCAUACAAAAAACUUAUAAAAUCGUCAAUUCGAUUCAACGCUCCAGUUCAUCAGGUA